Messenger RNA from Synchiropus splendidus (mandarinfish), 5468 nucleotides. RefSeq names its product solute carrier organic anion transporter family member 1C1-like. Gene Ontology annotation, cellular component: membrane. Bases 355 to 2487 code for a protein of 710 amino acids. Gene Ontology annotation, biological process: transmembrane transport; sodium-independent organic anion transport. Lineage: Eukaryota; Metazoa; Chordata; Actinopteri; Syngnathiformes; Callionymidae. Gene Ontology annotation, molecular function: protein binding. The record is from RefSeq and is a predicted model, not a curated record. The transcript is spliced from 16 exons.
GAGUUGGAGUCAGACUUAAAAUCACUCCCAUCACAACUUUGGCUACUUAACUAAGUUCUGGUUUGACUUGAUGCUCACAGUGCAUGGAGAACAAUGUUUGGAGUGUCUGAGCUCCUCCUCCUCCCGCUCUGUUCUGGAUCGGCCCAUCUCGCCUGUGGAAUAGAAAUGUGAGGCCUUUUGUCCCGCGACUUCGACCAGCAGUCUUUAUUGAGUGGCUUUACCUCUGGGAGAGAACACAAGAAGCGAAAGCAGACGAUGUCAUAGCAUCCUAAAAAACAAAAAGAAUCACCUUCAGGAUGGAGGAGAAAGCUAAGAUGACCAGCCAGCAGGAACUCUGUCCCCGGAAUACGAAGGAUGUUUAUUGCCGCCCUCGCCUUCGUCAACUUCUCCAAAGCCUUGCUGGGCGCUUACAUAAAGAGCUCCAUCACUCAGAUCGAGAGACGUUUCGACCUCUCCAGCACUCAUGUUGGAUUAAUCGACGGCAGUUUUGAGAUUGGCAAUCUGUUCUUCCUCGCUUUAGUCAGCCACUUCGGUGCAAAGAUGCACCGGCCCAGGCUCAUCGCCAUCGGCUGCAUCAUCAUGUCUGUGGGAGCCUUCCUCACCGGUCUGAUUCACUUCUUCAUGGGAAGAUACAAGUAUGACUCAUUCAUCCACGGAUUUAGGAACAGCACAGAGAACUAUGCUGCGUGUGCGAGACAGACGCUAUCUGAAGAUGUUCUGAGUAACCAGACUGAUCCGUCCACAGAACUCAAUAAAGAUUGCGUUUCACAGUCCAGCUCCUCCAACAUGUGGAUCUAUGUGUUCCUGGGUAAUGCGCUGCGAGGAAUAGGAGAAACCCCAUGUACACCACUGGGUAUCUCAUACAUUGACGACUUUGCCAAAGCGGAAAACUCCCCAUUCUACAUAGCUUGUCUUCAGACCAUUACACUGCUGGGGCCCUUUUUUGGCUUUCUCCUUGGAUCCUAUUGUGCUAAUCUGUAUGUGGACUUUGGAUUUGUGGACAUGGAGAGCAUAACCAUUACUCCAAAAGAUGCCCGGUGGGUUGGAGCCUGGUGGGUGGGCUUCCUGGUGGGUGCUGUCCUCCUGUUGAUGUCCAGUGUCCCUUUCUGGUUCUUGCCCCGUUCACUGCCAAAACAAGAGGGUAAAGGAGGUGAGGUGAAUGAGAUAAAAGACAGGACUGAGGAGAUAGAGGACACUUUGAACGGCAAACAGAUGUCGUUGAAGGACAUCGCAAGAGGGUUUCUACCGUCCUUGAAGCGUCUGCUGGCCACUCCAGCGUACAUCUUGUGUCUCUGUGACUUCAUCCUACGGUUUAGCGCAAUUGUUGGCCUGAUCACCUUCAAAGGAAAGUACCUAGAACAGCAGUUUGGACAGUCUGCGUCCAGAGCCAACUUCCUCAUUGGUGUGCUGAACCUGCCAGCUGUGGCAGUGGGGAUCUUCCUUGGAGGGCUGAUCAUGAGGCGUUAUAAAUUGGAUGUGCUUUCAAGCGCAAAAUUUGUCUUUGGGACAUCUUUCACAGCCUUUCUCCUGUCAUUGCUGCAGUUUCAUGCCAAGUGUGACAAUAUUCCCAUCGCAGGGGUCACCGUAUCAUAUAGCGGAGGUUUGAACAUGACAUCCAGCGGUCACAUGCUGCUCUCUGAGUGUAACCGAGACUGCGCAUGCCUGGCCGAUGAGUGGGACCCGGUGUGCUCGGAUAAUAAAAUCACCUACAUCUCACCCUGUUUGGCCGGCUGCUACAACUCCACUGGAUUUGGCAAGAACACGGUCUUCAACAACUGCCAAUGCGUUUCGUCCUUCUUCCCGGACCUCAACAGCUCGUCGGUUAAGCUUGGCCCGUGUCCACAGUUGGCAGGAUGCUCGAGCAGUUUCACUUCGUAUAUGUUUGUGUCGGUUCUCAGCACAUUUAUCAGUGCCCUCGGAACAACACCAGGAUACAUGAUCAUUAUAAGAUGCAUCUCUGCCGACCUCAAGUCACUCGCUAUCGGAAUAUUGAUGUUGCUAACAAGAACUCUUGGAGGCAUUCCAGCACCAAUCUAUUUUGGGUCUUUAAUUGACUCGACAUGCCUCAAGUGGUCGGUCAAGGACUGUGGCGGCAGGGGGGCGUGCCGCGUCUAUGACAACGACAUGUACAGACUAACUUUCUUGGGCCUGAUCACUGGUCUCACGGGCACUUCCUAUUUCUUCUUCAUUGGUCUCAUAGUCGUCCUCGUGAAAGAGUUUGGGAAAACAGACAAAGCGACCGAAGCCGUGAAUGAAGGAAUGGAACUUGAGAGGCCCCCAGAUAAGAAAGGGAGCCAAACUGGUUGGGAGGACGGGAAGAAGCUUCCACAAGAGAGUCAACUUACAUCCCCGUGCAAGUCUCAGGACACCGCCAACCUGAUAUCUCCCCGCACAAAAGAAGACUUAAAGAAGGAGCGACUGAUGGCAGAGCAGUAUGUCAAUGAGAUUGAGUUAGAAGAACACGAGGGAACUCUGAAGGACAAAUAAUGCAAUGGACUGCACUUUACAGCAUGUAGAGGAAUGGUGAGGUAAACAUCGCCAUCGUCACAGGAGAUGAAGUGAUGCUCUGAUCUGUUUACACAAAGCCCUUUUUUCUACCAAACACAUCCAUGCUUUAUUCUUCUAAAUUGACUAACAGAGGCACUAUCUUUGAGUAUUUCAACAACAGAGGAAUGCAAAACUAACAGUUGCUCCAUGUUUCUAUAGCUAAAGACAUCUUUAUGCCAAGGCCAAACUUGGAAUACAAUGUUUAUCUAAGUGUUGGAAAGUGGAAUCAUAUUGGAGUCUGGUUUAUCUCUAUCCUCGACUAUUUAGAGCACUUAAUUUAAAGACAUGCAGCAUCAAAACCAACACAUCCUCACGACCAUGGCGUCAUAUAUUCACCUGGGAAAGUUGCCUUUUGCAUCCUAUACUGACGACAGAACCGUCACUAUGGCGGGGAGCCAUGUUGGGGGUUAUAAAUAGAAGCUGACAUCCAGCAUGAUUCAGUGAUGACAGCUUCCAUAUGUCUCCCCGCCUUCCCUGCAUGUUGCUCGUGAUGCUCCAUGCAGUCAUGCGCAAUGUGCCUCUGUGCACACUACACAUGAAGGAAAACAUUCUUUUAGUCCAUUGAAACACCUGCGUCAACAUGCAACGCUGAUGGCUGCCUUUGGCUGCCUAGUAUAGGACAAAAGUAUACUUUCCCAACGUCAAUAUAUUAUGCAAUAGGAGUAAGGAUGGACUGAAAACCUGUAAACUCAACACCUCCGAAGCUUGGAGACACUGGACAGCAUUCAAUUCAUUGUCAUUCUACAGCACUGCUGGCUUAAGAUCAGAGUGUGUAAGUGUGUUGAAUGAAGAGAUGAAAUUCCGCCUACUUGAAGAGCUCAUUAAAAUCUGUAUGCCUAUUGUGGUGGGACGUAAUCAUUGGUUGGCCCUGAGCCUAUCUGGUACUGAUCUUCUACUGAUUCCUGUUACUGUGCUGUAGGAGCUCCAUUACAAUACUGCCACCUGCUGUUUGAUACAUCAUAUUGUAGUCAUUGACCAGAUGUAGGGCAAUAUUAUUGUGUAAAAAAAAAAAUCUCAGGAUCAGCACCUCCAAGUCUGAGGCCAUGGUUCUCGACCGGAAUAAGGUGGUUUGCUCUCUCCGGGUCGGUGGAGAGUUCUUGCCCCAAGUGGUGUAGUUUAAUUAUCUCGGGGUCUUGUUCUCGAGUGAGGGAAUAGGUGAGCGUGAGAUUGAUAGACGGGUUGGUGCAGCGGCAGCAGUGAUGCGGUCGUCGUAUCGGACCGUCGUGGUGAAGAGGGAGCUGGGUCACAAGACGAAGCUCUCGAUUUACAGAUCGAUCUACGUUCCCACUCUCACCUAUGGUCACGAGCUUUGGGUAAUGACCGAAAGGAUGAGAUCGCGGAUACAAGCGGCUGAGAUGAGUUUCCUCCGCAGGGUGUCUGGGCGCACCCUUAGAGAUAGGGUGAGGAGUUCGGUCAUCCAGGAGGAGCUCGGGGUGGAGAGAGGAACCAGCUGAGGUGGCUCAGGCAUCUGAUCCGCAUGCCCCCUGGACGCCUACCUGGGGAGGUGUUCCGGGCAUGUCCUACCGGGAGGAGACCCCGGGGAAGACCCAGGACUCGCUGGAGAGAUGAUGUCUCCGGUCUGGCCUGGGAACGCCUCGGGAUCCCCCAGGAAGAGCUGGAGGAGGUUUGUGCGGACCGGGAAGUUUGGGCUUCCCUGCUCCGAAUGCUGCCUCCGCGACCCGACCCCGGAUAAGCGGCAGAAGAAGGUGAAGGAAGGUGAGAUGAAAAAAAAUCUCAAUGUUGGUAGAAAUGCGUAUUUCAUUUUAAUAUUUUGUGGUAAUUGCAGGUAUGUGCAGUUAUUGACAAAGGCUUAAACUGACACCAAAACCCUUGAAGGUUUUACAGGAUAAGAGUUGAAGUUUGCUUGGGUCUCAUGAGAAUGGAAUGAUUGGAGCGUUCUUAUCCGCGGCUCAUGCAUUUCUAUGUUUAGUUGUCCGAACUAGAUACUGCUUUAGUGCUGAACUUCGAGGAUGCCUUGGCCGCAUAUCUAGGUAAUCCAAAACAUCGUCUGGUUGUACAUUUUACCGAAGUUACCAAUGGUAACUAGCCUGACCAUUUUAGCAAAUAUAAAGUGCACAAGGUCAUGCACACUGAUAAUCAUCUUAUUUUGGGGCUCAAACACGAUAAAAACAUUUUAUUUCUUAAUUUUCUAUAAUGUUCUAUGAUGUUGUCAGCAAAGAGUCAUCUAAGUGAAAACAAUGCAAUAUGAGUGUGACAUCACUGGGCUUCAUUUCAGCAACACAGCUGGAGACAAGGGUCAAGAAAGACUUACAUUCUGAUCAUAGACUGCAUCCGAUGAUCUGUUUUACUUUACUUUGUUUUCCAAAGAGUUUACGUUGUAAUGAACAAUGUUGUUGCUGUUCCUGACCGUGUUGAGACAUUCCACCAGAAUAGGUGUUUAUAUGUGAACAGACAUUAAAUGAAUACACUACGAAUAACUUUGAUCUCUGUACUUCCACAUACUGUUUGAAAAUGGAGUAAUAAUCAUGACAAAUUGACAGUUUCCCUUGAGUUUAAGUCACAAGAAUAGAUUUUAAGUCCUACACUUUCCACCCACAUCCACCUUUUCUCUCUCCCUCUUUUCUUUUUGUCUCCCCUGACUCUUCCGUCCAUUAAACUAAAGCCUCUUAAUAUUUAAUAAGUUCAUUUAUCACUUGUACACAUCAUACAAAGCCACAACAAAAUACACAAAGCUGUCAUGGCCAUCUGUCAGUUGAAUCCCCAAAACUCACCAGUGCAGCUUGGUCGUCCUGGUUCACAGAGAGAUUACAGGAAGCUCACAUGGGUGUUCUUUGGAUCUUGGCGUGUUUCUGAGUUGUUAAGUUUCCAUUAGCACUGUAUCACUGCUAGCCCAAAAACCACCACUUACCAGCAACCUGCAGGGUGAGAUUUUAGCUCCAAGAAAGGGAGGCAGGAACAUG